AUGUCCAUCCUCACAAUUUUGAUGCUCCUUCUUAUUUUUACAGCAACAGAAGCUCAAAGAAGAUCCUCCAACAUCACCUUAGGCUCUUCCAUCACUCCCUCCUCCAACUCCUCCUGGCUUUCCCCCUCCGGCGUCUACGCCUUCGGAUUCUUCCCCCAACAGGUCAAUGGCUACGCUGUCGGCAUCUUUCUUCCUGACAAAACCGUCGUCUGGACAGCAAAUAGGGACAACAAUCCAACCGUCCCUGACGACGUCGUCUCCCUGCUACUAUCUACCGACAGCAUGCUAAUAUUGCGCCGGAGGCAAGGCCCAGAUGUUGAGGUCAUCAACCCCUCCACAACCAUCGCGUCGGCAUCAAUGCUCGACAAUGGCAACUUUGUUCUCUAUGAUUCCGAGUCCAGAAUCAUCUGGCAGAGCUUUGACCACCCGACCAACACCCUCCUCCCCGGCCAGCGCCUCCUGCCGGGGAAUGAGCUCUUCUCCAGCGCCUCAGAGACCGACUACGGGAGAGGGAUUUUCAGGCUGAAGAUGCAGACCGAUGGAAACCUCGUGCAGUAUCCUAUCAACACACAAGACAUAUCAGCUUAUGCUUACUAUUCAACACGCACAUCCGGAGAAGGUGGCAACGUCUCUCUCAACCUCGACAGCGACGGCAGCCUUUAUCUUUUCAACGGUAGCUUGCCUCUGCAGACUCUAUCUGAUGGUGGAUUCCCUACGCAGGGGUCAAUCAAUUUCAUGAGGCUCGACGUCGGAGGAAUCUUCCGCAUCUACUCUCUCUCUCUCAGUGAUCUCACCAUGACCAGGAGAUGGACCUCCUUGAACGAUGAGUGUCUUCCCCAAGGUUUCUGCGGAGUGAACGCCUUCUGUACUCUGAUGGAUAAUGCACCGGAAUGUCGGUGUCUUCCCGGUUUUGUCUACGUUCAGUCCGGCAACAACACAGCUGGCUGUUCUAGAAACUUCCUAGCGCAGGGCUGUACCAAAAUUGACUAUAGAUUGAAAUACGAUAUGAGAAGAGUCGAAAACACCGAAUGGGAGGGUAACGCGUAUGAGGUUUUUCGUAUGAUGAGUGAAGAAGAGUGCAGCAAAGCAUGCCUCAAUGACUGCAACUGCGAAGCAGCUUUCUUUACAGGCAGCCAAUGCAGAAAACAGAGGCUUCCAUUAAGAUUCGGUAGAAGGACUACAGGAAGCUCAAACAUAGCUCUCAUUCGCGUCGGUACAACCAUGGAGCCCAACGUGGGAGGUAGUUCCAAUCAUAAAAGCAUUAUCAAGAAAGAGCGGCGUGUAGACAUCCUAAUCAUCGGCAUUGUGCUUAUGUCAAUAGGCGUCUUGGCCUUGUUAAUUUCUGUGAUCUUCGCUCACAAGAAGCGGAAGAGCUACAAUAAGAUCAGUAUCGAAGAUGGAGCUAACUUUGUGGAGGGCAUUUCGCUGAAAGUGUUCACAUUCGAACAUUUGUCCGAAGCAACAAAUGGCUUUAAGGAAGAGCUGGGGAGAGGAGCGUCCGGUACAGUGUUCAAAGGGUUUCUGCAGAAUGGCCAGAAAAUGGUGGCGGUGAAGAGGUUGGAGAAGGAAUUCGCACAAGGAGAGAUAGAGUUCCAGACAGAGCUGAAGACGAUUGGGAAGAUGUAUCACAAGAACCUAGUCCGGCUCCUAGGUUACUGCCUCGAAGGAGACCACAAACUGCUGGUGUUUGAGUACAUGAGCAACGGAUCCCUCGCUGACAUACUUUUCAAUAAAGAGAAACAGCCAAGCUGGGAGGAACGGAUGGAUAUCACUCGUAACAUAUCUAGAGGGAUAUUGUAUCUGCACGAAGAGUGCGAGACGCAGAUAAUUCACUGCGAUAUAAAGCCUCAGAACAUACUCAUGGACGGGAACUGGUGCGCUAAGAUAUCGGAUUUUGGGCUGGCGAAGCUCUUAAAACAAGAUCAGACUAAUACGUAUACAGGGAUAAGAGGCACUAAGGGCUAUGUUGCACCAGAGUGGUUCCAAAAGCAGGCGAUCACGGUGAAAGCAGAUGUAUAUAGCUUUGGAGUGAUGCUGUUGGAGAUCAUAUGCUGUAGGAAGUGUGUUGAUUGGAGCAGAAGUGAGGAUGAGGCGAUUCUUGAGGAAUGGGUUUACGACUGUUAUGCAACGGGGAAGAUUGGGAGUAUGGUGGGAGAUGAGAUGGUGGAGGAGAGGAAAGUGGAGAGGAUGGUGAAGAUAGGGAUAUGGUGUGUGCAAUAUGAUCCGUCGUUGCGUCCAACAAUGAAGAAAGUUCUGCUAAUGUUGGAGGGAACUGUCGAGAUUCCCAUACCUCCAAAUCCUUCUUCUUUCUUAAGUUCAGUCUAGCUUGAUUUGCUGUACGAGUGUGCUCCA
Molecule: messenger RNA, 2352 nt
Organism: Salvia splendens (bonfire salvia)
Lineage: Eukaryota; Viridiplantae; Streptophyta; Magnoliopsida; Lamiales; Lamiaceae
Product: G-type lectin S-receptor-like serine/threonine-protein kinase LECRK3
Exons: 1
Coding region: 1-2325 (774 amino acids)
Biological process (GO): protein phosphorylation
Molecular function (GO): protein serine/threonine kinase activity; ATP binding
Source: RefSeq, a predicted model, not a curated record